GGGAGGUGGUCAGGGCAGCGGUGUGUUGCGGUUGCAAACCCACAUUACUCUUUUUCCUAAACCACUUCGCGGGAGUUGUUGUUGAUUGAGCAGCCGACACUUCUAAGGUAGACGAGCCAUCUGCACAGGAAAAUAGCAACCAUGUCCGACAGGAAGGCAGUGAUAAAAAAUGCGGAUAUGUCCGAGGAGAUGCAGCAGGACGCCGUGGAGUGUGCCACGCAGGCCCUGGAGAAGUACAACAUCGAGAAAGACAUCGCUGCAUACAUCAAAAAGGAAUUUGACAAGAAAUACAACCCCACCUGGCAUUGUAUUGUUGGGAGGAACUUUGGCAGCUAUGUGACUCAUGAGACCAAGCACUUCAUCUACUUCUAUUUGGGCCAGGUUGCCAUUCUGCUGUUCAAGUCCGGCUGAGGGUGGGGGGGAUACUCUGCCUCAACACCAACUGACCAAUACUGACUGAUUCGACAGAAAGGCUCCAUCAUUCCUGGUCAACGGGCUUUGCCUUUUUCUGUGCUGCUUUCUACUUUUUCCUUUUUUUUUGAGAUAACAAUGGCCAUGUGAGAGAAAUGAAACACUUCUAUUUAUUUUUGUCUUAUGUUUAGACUUGUUUUUUUUUUCUAUUAAAACAAUCUUUCAUCUGUA
Messenger RNA from Lampris incognitus (smalleye Pacific opah), 642 nucleotides. RefSeq names its product dynein, light chain, LC8-type 1 (gene dynll1). NCBI's taxonomy places the organism in Eukaryota, Metazoa, Chordata, Actinopteri, Lampriformes, Lampridae. Gene Ontology annotation, biological process: cilium assembly; microtubule-based process. The transcript has 3 exons. Gene Ontology annotation, molecular function: dynein light intermediate chain binding; dynein intermediate chain binding. The record is from RefSeq and is a predicted model, not a curated record. Gene Ontology annotation, cellular component: cytoplasmic dynein complex. The coding region runs from base 142 to 411 and encodes 89 amino acids.